AUGAGAUUCUCCUCGCGGUCUAUCACGGCCGGGGUGGUGGCCAUCACCCUCGUGCUGUGUCAUCCAGCUAUUGCCAUUGAGAAUGGUUCGGAAAAGCUCGCUUCUUACCUAGCAGCACAUCCACUCGCAACCAGUUUGGCUCCUCCAGCAUCCAUCAGCAACAACACGCUCGCCCCAGAGCUCGUCGACUUAGUGCUCAGUCGUUGCCCAGCCGGAUGCAAUGAGUCCGGUUGGAACUCAGGCAACUGGACUCUGUAUUCCCGACUUGGACGAUUAUCAAUGUGUAACGAGACCAUGCUUCUCGACUUCAACCCCUCCAACUCUUUACGCAAGGACGAGACUGUCCGGGCCUGCACCGCAAGCUUUGCAGUUGGCAAAAGCAACGUCACCGGCAACAAUACGGCCCAAGGCCCGUCUUGCCUGCCGAAAUGCAGCUUGACCAAGGUUCAAGAGUCGCUGCAGCUAGCUUUCAAUGUGUCCAACACACCAGCUGAGUUGAAGGACUUUGUAGCCGCGUCAGAACAGCUAGCCUCCUCCUUGUCUCGGCGGGAGUCAAACAGCACCGACAUCACCUCCUUCACAUACUCUAACACGGUCGCUCUCGGUCUCUUCGCGGGAUCGGGAGUCCGUGACAUUCCGUCAUCAGUGCUGCGUCAGUUCAUCAGCAAGAUCGAGAAGGCUGGUUUCUCUAACAGCGUCGUUGCACAACUGUGUACGAAAGACGGCCGCAGUUCCCGAUACAGCUUUGGAAUUGCUUAUGCCGUGGCUACUUGGGCAUCCGGCGAGUGUAUCACUUCUUUCGACAAGAUGGAAGAAUGGCAAGACAUCACCUUGUCAGUCCCGAGUAUCUCCAACAACAGCACUGCUAGCUUUGGUAAUAGUACCCGUGCCAACAGCACUGCUGACACCAUCUCGUCGACGUCUGGCAAGUUGGCUAUGCUUCAUCGACGAGCUGAAUGUUCAACUAUUCAGGUUGUGUCCGGAGAUAGCUGCGCAAGCUUGGCGGCGGAGUGCGGCAUUUCCGCCAGCGACUUCACCACGUAUAACCCGGACUCGACGCUGUGCUCGUCUCUGCAAGUGGGACAGCACGUCUGCUGCUCGGCCGGAGAUCUCCCCGACUUUCGUCCGCAGCCCAACUCAGACGGGACAUGCUUCUCUUAUUACGUCGUGCCCGGCGACAGCUGCUCUUCCUUGGGAGCAGCCAACAGUCUGACCAAUGAUGAGAUUGAAAGCUUCAACACCCAGACUUGGGGCUGGCAGGGAUGCUCGAACGUGCAAGCAUACCAGUACAUCUGCCUCAGUACUGGUGCACCUCCGAUGCCAGCUCCCAUUGCCAACGCCGUGUGUGGCCCCCAGAAGCCCGGAACCACUCAGCCGGGAGCGGGUAUCGAUCUUGCCAGCCUGAAUCCUUGCCCCCUGAAUGCUUGUUGUAACAAACACGGCCAAUGUGGUAUCAACAAGGAUUUCUGUACCAUUUCUGAGUCAGAGACCGGCGCCCCAGGAACCUCGGCUGAGGGCGAGAAUGGCUGCAUCUCCAACUGUGGAACUGAGAUCGUCGUUGGAUCAGCUCCGGCCGAAGCCAUCAGCAUCGGCUACUUUGAAGCCUACAACUUGGACCGCCCAUGCUUGAACAUGAAGAUCACCGCGAUGGAUGUGACCCCGUACACGCACAUCCAUUUGGCAUUCGGCGUCGUCACGACCGGCACAUACGCCAUCGAUGUCAGCCAUAUCCAGGAACAGUGGGAGUUGUUCCAGCAAAUGUCUGGCUUCAAAAAGAUUCUUUCUCUCGGCGGCUGGGCUUUCUCGGCCGAGCCGGCGACGUAUUUCAUUUUCCGCGACGCCGUUAACCCCGCCAACCAGGACACCUUUGUCGCCAACAUCGUUGCAUUCGUGCAAGAUAAUGACCUGGACGGCAUUGACAUCGACUGGGAAUAUCCUGCUGCCCCCGAUAUCCCCAAUAUUCCAGCCGGCACAGCUGAGGAUGCUGCCAACUAUCUGACCUUCUUCACUAAGCUGAGAGCAGCGAUGCCUUCCGACAAGUCCGUGUCCUUCUGCGCGCCCGCUUCUUUCUGGUACCUCAAGGGCUACCAUAUUGAGGAAAUGGCAGAUCUGGCAGAUUACAUCGUCUACAUGACAUAUGAUCUUCAUGGCCAGUGGGACUAUUCCAACCAGUACGCAAUCGACGGCUGUCCAGAGGGCAACUGCCUACGUUCUCACACCAACAUCACCGAGACUCUCCUCGCUCUGUCAAUGAUCACCAAGGCCGGUGUGCCAUCCAACAAGCUCGCAGUCGGCGUCUCGAGCUACGGCCGAUCGUUUCAAAUGACAACACCCGGCUGCACCGGUCCCAUGUGCACAUAUACAGGCGGAGGCUCGGGGGCGUAUCCAGGACCAUGCACCAACACCGCAGGGUACAUCGCCAACGCCGAGAUCAAUUCCAUCCUGACGGGAACCGGAACCUGGAUGACAUCCUCUGGAGCUCUGCAGUCGAUCGAGUCGUACGAGUCGUACUUUGACGAAGACAGCCAGUCUAACAUUGCCGUGUACGACUCAACACAAUGGGUUGCUCAUAUGGAUGACGACCUGAAGGCAGACCGAAAGGCUCUCUAUGAAAGUCUUAACUUUGCGGGAAUUAUCGACUGGGCAAUCGAUCUGCAAGGCUUCGGCGGCGACAGCAUCGAUUACGGCUCCUCUUCGAACAUCGUGUAUCCUCCGCCUAGCAUCUGGAACUCUGACGAUCCGUUGGUAGGCUGCGAGCCUCCAUGUAUCGUGGUCUUCCCUCCAUACCCGCUCAGUGCCACUCAUACCGUCACUAGCUGGCCAGAUUUGACUACAACUCUCUUGUCUUCUGGAGCCGGCGGCGUGUACGUUGUGACAACGACGCUUCCUGUCCCGUCCUUCACCAUGACCGACGUCAGCCUCCAACCCCUUACGCUGCAAUCGACAGACACAGCGCACUACCAGAUCAACCCCGUACAAAGCAUUACCCCGUCACCUUUCGUGUAUACCCUUCCACCAAAUCACGCCACCUUUCCCAUUAGCUCCCCAACACCGGCAACUUCCUCCGACACGGAUGUGCCCUUGAUCAUCAUCCCCCCGGUCACAUUCUUUUCGACAUCUGUGCCCGUAACUAUCCAGCCUCAGCCGACCUACUCGGUAGACUACCCCGACCCAACGGUCCCUAUCCCGCCCGUCGCUGUCACGCCCACGCCGACCUCUUCUUCCACAGGUUGCACUGGAUCUGGCUGUGGGACUCGGGACUGCGACAUUUUCGGCUGUGACGGCGGCUGUGGACUGUUUGGCUGCGAUGGCGGAUGCGGAAUCUUUGGCUGCGGCGGAGGCUGCGGCGUCUUCGGUUGCGUGUCCAGCUGUCCUCUGUUGUCAUGCGGUGGCGUGGGUUGUCUGAUUCCAGGUGGGUGCGGAAACACGCAGGGAAUCGACGGCGGCGACAGCAGUGAGAACUGCGAGGAACCGGUGACGGCGUCGGCCUGCACUUAUCUCGUCACCAGCUACAGUGCUUGGUACAUGGAGUCUUCUACGCGGACAACUGAGGCAAGUCGAACAAUUGAGCAGACCAGCUGUGUGACGAGUACUGCUUGCAACGGACAAGAUACCGCGACAACCACGACACCCGGUAGCCCUGAGUGCACCAUGGAUCCCGACAUUGCGGCGGCUUUGUCAGCGGAACAAGCAGCCGAUCAGACCAUGAUUGAUGGGAAGCAGAUCCCGUUGGAGUUCGCUCCAACCAACCCAUCCGACUACGACGGAUCAACCUUCACCGCUAAGCAGUUCGGUCUUACGGAAACCAUUACUGUUAUCGCAACCUCGACCAAGACGACCACGCCGACCACCACAGUAACUGUAGUGGUUGAGCCAACUGCAAAGGCCGACUGUGCUUACUGGAUCACGGCCUUUGGCUGGUACACUUUCGAAGUAUAUAACAUCGACGGCUGGAGCACUGACGGCGGCUCCCGCCUCAAGUCUGAAGAAAAGGGUUGCGGCGCCCUGACCGGCUGGGACUGGCGCGAGCGCACCUCUUCCAAGUACGCGGGCGCCUAUUUCAACCUGCCGUUCUUCAUGAAAGACGGCUGUGUCGAGCGGGCCAUCGUGUCAGCCGGUGGGCCCAAGCUGUCAUGCGACUUCACGGGCUACGACAUUGGCGUUGCGUUCCUCCCGGCGAAGAAACGGUCCACUUCGGAGGAGAUGGUGGACAACCUGCCGGAGCUACGUCGGCGACAAUACGUCAGCGACACGCCCAGCCUGCCCAGUCGAUCGACGACGCAAAGCACGAUGUACUCGCAAGAGCCAACUUACUCGCCCGAGCCAUGGGGUCCUGGGGACACAGUCACUUUCACGACCACCAUUGAGUCCGUGACUAAGUCGACGUACACGACGGAGAUUGUGCUGGCUUCCAUGGGGACAACUUCGUCGGGAUCCUUCUCCUCCUCCUCCUCCUCCUCCAUGGUGUCAUUGACGUCCAGCAGCUCAACGUCAUCCUCGAGCUCUGCAACACCCUCCGCUUCAGCAAAUCCUUCAACUGACGGCCGUUGCGGUGCCGACUUUGGUGGAACAACCUGUGCCGGCUCCGGAUUUGGCGGCUGUUGUUCAGAGUAUGGCUACUGUGGCGACACGACAGAUCACUGCAGCACAGGCUGCCAGACGGCCUUUGGCUCAUGUACCGAGUCGGGGCUGGUGGUUUCGACGGACGGUACGUGUAGUUCGAACAGCGAUCCCGAGAACGCGACUUGUCUUGGGUCUGCUUUCGGUGACUGUUGCUCUGAGUGGGGUUACUGUGGAAGCACGAAUGCUUACUGUGGGACGGGAUGUCAGUUGGCAUUUGGCUCAUGUCCGGAAUCAUAG
Messenger RNA from Colletotrichum phormii, 4860 nucleotides. RefSeq lists its product as uncharacterized. The record is from RefSeq and is a predicted model, not a curated record. Lineage: Eukaryota; Fungi; Ascomycota; Sordariomycetes; Glomerellales; Glomerellaceae. Gene Ontology annotation, molecular function: chitin binding; hydrolase activity, hydrolyzing O-glycosyl compounds. The transcript has 7 exons. Bases 1 to 4860 code for a protein of 1619 amino acids. Gene Ontology annotation, biological process: carbohydrate metabolic process.